GUGCUCUUCUAGUAGUACAGCUCUUGGGAAGACUGUGGAAAAUUCAGAAGUUACUCAUGAAGAAAUUGUGCUCCCACGAAGGAAAACCUGGGAUAAGCUAGCCGUUCUUCAGACAUUGGCUUCUACCGUGAACAGGGAUCCUACUGCUGCUCAUUAUAUGUUCCAGGAUGACCCUUUCCUUAUGCCAAGAAAUGCAGCCAAUUCUCGUCUGUUUUCAUUGUCGAAGGAGUCUGGGAGAAAUGCUGCAAAAUACAUUAUUAAGCAAUUUCCUCAAUAUUUUGACAAGACUUUUGCAGAGCCCAACAUAUCAUGCUUGAUGCCUGAGAUACUUACACCUCAGAUUGAAGGAGUGAGCGAGGAAGCUCUAAAAGAGCGUAUCCACCUCAGAAGGGUGAAAGAUUCUGUGGACCUGUUCAAUCAGCUCGUACAAGCAGGUACGCCUGUAUCUCUGGAGACCACAAACAGCCUUUUAGAUUUGUUAUGCUUCUAUGGAGAUGAAGAAUCUACUCCAGAAAAAGAGCAAGAAGAAAAAGAGGAUUUGGAAGAACCAGAGGUGAACGCUUCAGAGCAGAAGGCUCCAAAGAGACAGUUCCAAAGAGGCUCACAGUUAUCUGGCUCUCGAUGGAGGGAGAACAACAAUGCUGAAAGGAUAUUUAAGAUAAUGCCAGAGAGGAAUCCACACUCCUAUUGCACAAUGAUCCGUGGGAUGGUGAAGCAUGGGGCUUUUGCUAAAGCUUAUGACAUGUACAUGGACUUGCUGAAUGAAAGACACAAGGCUGACGUGCACGCCUUCAACGCGCUGAUUACAGCAGUCCCAUAUCUAAAGGACAGGUUCUUAGAAAGAUGGGAAUUAGCCAAGGUCUUCCUGAAUCACAUGGCUCAAGUGCAACCAAAUCUGCUGACUUUUAAUGCUUUACUGAAGACUCUGAGAAGAUGUGGUGGUGUAGGCAGAAGUAUGUCUUUAUCGGUAAUAAAGGAAAUGGAAGCGCUUGAUAUAGAGCCUAGCCUUGCAACGUAUGAUCAUCUUCUCUCUAUAUUUUAUAGAGGCGUUGAUCUUUACCCAUCAGGCAUCAUCUCUGAGGUGCUAGAUGAUGUUGGAAAGAGGAGCUUCACACCCCAGGACCCUGAUGACGCUAACUUUUUUACCACCGCUAUGCAAGCGUGCUGUGAUCUUAAGGAUAUCAAGCUUGCGUAUCGGUUAAAUAAAGCAAUGGAGAAGGGAGACAACUGGAAGUUCUUGGACGUGGAUCGGUUAAAUGCCUACUGGUCAAAAUUCUUUUCAUUGUUGUGUAUGAUGGAACAAAUUGAUGUUGUGUUGAAGUGGUACAAAGAAAUGUCUCCUUCGCUCUUCUAUCCAACUCCUAAAAAUAUAUUGGACCUCCUUCAAGCACUGGACACAGCCAACCACUUGGAAGUGAUCCCUUCAGUCUGGGAAGAUAUGAAGCAACUGGGGUUUAAUAGGAGACAUGACCUGUUGGAAGAGCUCUUGUCUUUGAUGAGCAGGGACCAGCACCCUGAAGAGAUUCAACUGGCAUUUGCCAAGUGUGCUGAAGACAUCAAAGCUGUCCAUGAGCAGAGCGGGAGGGAGCAGGUCGCGUUGGAAUGGACAGGCAGUGCGCUGGGCCAUGUCGCUCUGUUGUUUUCCAGGGCUGGGAGAACCCAGGACGCUUGGAACAUGAUGGAGUGUUUCCAGCAGAUCAAUAGGAUUCCCACUGACCGGGUGAUGGAUGAGUUCUUGAACUGUGCAAAACAAACUAAUUGCCCAGAUGAGGCAAUUAAGCUGGUAAAGCUGGCAGCAUCCCUCGGUCUUCCUUCAUCUCAAAGGCUUAAAAGCAGAACGGAGAAGGAAUUUGAACUCUCUGAAAAGCAGAAGAAGACAUUGGAGAGCAUCCAGUCAGACAGCGACAGCAGCGACAGCGACAGUGACAGUGACCGUGACUAG
Messenger RNA from Balearica regulorum gibbericeps (East African grey crowned-crane), 1942 nucleotides. The record is from RefSeq and is a predicted model, not a curated record. NCBI's taxonomy places the organism in Eukaryota, Metazoa, Chordata, Aves, Gruiformes, Gruidae.